Molecule: messenger RNA, 576 nt
Organism: Anneissia japonica
Lineage: Eukaryota; Metazoa; Echinodermata; Crinoidea; Comatulida; Comatulidae
Product: protein strawberry notch homolog 1-like
Exons: 4
Coding region: 1-576 (191 amino acids)
Biological process (GO): regulation of DNA-templated transcription
Cellular component (GO): nucleus
Molecular function (GO): chromatin DNA binding; histone binding
Source: RefSeq, a predicted model, not a curated record
AUGUGGCAAGAAUUACGCACCGUUGAUGAAGGAUUCUUCUUAUCUCAUCAAAUGAGAAAUGGUAAGAGGAUGGCAAUCUUUGUGAAAGCAACCAAAGGCAUAAAUAAGAAUAAGAACUUGUACCAAGUGUUCCGACCAAACACAGGUUUACAAGUGAAGCUAGAGCCACUACAAGACAUUAAGAAGAAGUACCAGAAGGUCCUACCAAAGGCAGCUGAAAAGGACUGGACAGUGCAAUACAAUUGCUCAGCAAAUCAAUGCAGUCAUGCCUACUGGAGGGGUAAUUGUAAGAGGUACAUGGUCUACCAGUCGUGUGAAGUGGGGCUAAGGAGGCGCACAUAUUAUGUGCUCAGUGGAUCUGUUCUAAGUGUUUGGUCAAAAGUGGAAGAGAUUUUAGCAGCUGGACCUGGUCCACAAUCCAAGAUGCAAAUUUUAAGGCUAAAGACAGACGAUGGUGCUAAGAUUGUUGGUUGUCUCAUACCCAGGCACUGUGUCCCAACCUUAGUUUCAAAGUUGUCUGAGGGCGCUACAACAUAUAGUAACAAAUUCACCAAUGCAGAUAGCCAACAUCACUGA